GUUGAGGAGGUAUUCAAGAGGACUCUUUGUGGAUGAGUAGACUGGUUGUUAUUCCAUACAUGUCACAGGGCUCUAGUCACCUUUCAACUAUUGAGAUAUAUAUCCCAGCCGGUCAUGCUGUUGUAAUUUAGGCAACCCCUUCUUCACUAAUUGCUACCUGUAUUCGUCUGCUCUCAGCUCCAUGUCUGCCAAGCUGAAGUAAGGGAGCAUUGUAUCCGAUUCCAAGAGAUGCAGCACCUCCAGUCUGCUUCUCUGACAUCGUGGAAUCGCAGAAACUCGCUGAUGUCCACCACCCGGAUGAUCGGGACGGCCCUCCAGUUCCCCACAGCAGCUUCGCUCCCGUCCCGAACAUCCUGGUGGAUGACACUUGUGCCUGUUUGCGGGUCGUUAACACAGACCCUGCUUGUUAGUAAGAGUUACAGUGCAGCGAGCUAAGUAGGCUAACUGGGAGCCUCUCAUGCCUCGUCCCGGGAAGCCGACGCCGUGCGGUUCAAACCUCUUAAGACGGUGAAGUUCACAUAGAACAGCAACUUGUCGACAGCUUCACUUUGGACUUGUCUCUACAUACCAGCCUCCCAACACAAUUCCUUGGUACAAGCAGGCAGCCCCCACAGUCCCCCCGAAGCACGUUUGUGUCCUAGCGACCUUGGCAAGAAGCUCCCCCGCAUUGUUAAGCGCGUCACCACUAAAACGGGAAACUAGCCCGCCAUGUUGUAAGAUAAGCAAGAGCUCGGAGAGAGAGCCAAUAACGAAGACAUCGCGGUUCAUGGCAAUUGGCAAGCACCACAGGCCAGCGUCACGAAUCACGUCGUUCUUAUCACUUGCCCUGCCCAGCCGUCGUAGCUGCACAAUGGCUGAUGUUUUCCCUCAGUGUCCUCCCGCCCCCACCAAGAUAUCCCUCUCAGCCAGGAGGGGGAUACAACGGCAUCUCGGCAACUGGCGGCGUCUUACCAAUGAUUGAGACGAACAAUAUUCUCACCACCCCGACGGGGCCCGAAUAUCAGUUUCUCGUCGGCGAGGGUCUCUACGUCUUGAAAGAGGACCUGCAUCUCGCGACACCGCCACCGCAUCCAUCCGAGGCUCCCAUUCAGAACCCGAAUCCCCUCUCAACGGCACCUCAGCCUGCCACAGCCGGGACCCAGCUCUCCCUCAUCAACAUCGACGUCGGCCCGCUACCGCCUUCCUUUUACCGGUCCAACUCCCGCUCCGACGGCAUCUCAGGCAGCAUCCAAGAGCACCCCGACGAGCGAAGCCAGUCCUCCACCGAAGUCCGCGAGAGCACCAGCGACGGAGGCCGUCUCAACUCUAGCGAUGGCGGAGGCGGUCACUUUUGCUCCCACGCUCCCGCCUUUGGCGAGGGCAACACCCUCCUCACCCCUACCCCAACCAAAGACUCCAACAAGCGCAGGAAACCAAAGAACAACAUGACGAAAAGCAACUCGUCGUUCAUCUCGAGGGUGAUCAACCACGAGACCCUGAGCAAGAAGCUCCAGGAGAGAGCCAGGGACGGGAUGUUUGCCUUUGCCAAUGUGAAUAGGGCUUUUCAGUGGCUGGACUUGUCGUCCCCGACCAAGACGGAGUAUCUGACCAAGAUUUUGUUUACAAAGGCGCAUUGCUUGUCUCAUGAUGUGAACAGAGUGACCAAGAGCGCCGCGCAUGUUGAUGUGGUGAUGGGAUUUUCGACGGGGGAGAUUAUUUGGUGGGAGCCCAUCUCUCAGCGGUAUACGAGGUUGAACAAAAACGGGAUAAUCAACUCGACCCCCGUCUCCUGCAUAGCAUGGAUUCCCAAUUCGGAGAACUUGUUUCUGGCAGCUCACAUGGACGGCACCCUCAUCGUUUACGACAAGGAAAAAGAAGACGCCAUCUUCUCCCCCGAAGAUGAGGGCACCCCUCUCUCCUCACCUUCAACGGCCGUCCGAUCAAGCAGCGAUGCUCCUCCCUUGCCCCGGCCCACCUCCUCAACCUCGUCAUCAAACAACAAGACCACCACCAGCAGCGCUAUUCACAAAAUCCACAUCCAAAAGUCUGUGCAUUCCAGAAACCAAAAAGUGAACCCGGUGAGCGUCUGGAAACUUUCCAACCAGCGCAUCAACGCCUUUGCCUUCAGUCCAGACAACCGCCACCUGGCGGUAGUAUCAGAAGAUGGCUCCCUCCGGAUAAUUGAUUAUCUGUCCGAAACACUGCUGGACCUGUUUUACUCGUACUAUGGUGGUCUGACAUGUGUGACGUGGAGCCCGGACGGGAGGUAUGUGCUCACGGGGGGGCAGGACGAUUUGGUGAGCAUCUGGUCUCCUGGUGUGGACGGGACGACGCAAGGGCAUUUGGUGGCAAGGUGUCAGGGGCAUCACAGCUGGGUGACAGGGGUGAAGUUUGAUUUGUGGAGGUGCGAUCUUGACGAGACGACGACGGGGGCGGGGAGGAAUUACAGGUUUGGGAGUGUGGGGGAGGAUGGGAGGGUUUGCUUGUGGGAUUUUAGCUUGGGGAUGUUGAUUCGGCCUAGGGUGGGGAGCACGACGCAUGGGGUUGUUGGGGGGAGGCCGCUGGGGGAAGGUAGUAGUAGGGGGAGGAGCAAUUCGGGGUUGUCGGGGGGGGACACCGUUAGGGAGGGGGGGGUGAAUGGGGAUGGGGAGGGGGAUAGGGGGAAGGGCGGGGGGUUGAGGAAGGGGGAGGUGAGGCCUAGGGCGGUUGAGCCGAGGGCUGGUACGGCGGUUUUGCCGCCUGUUUUGAGCAAAAUUAUUGAUGACGAUCCGCUUUGCUGGUUGGAGUUUACGAGAGAUGCGAUUAUCACCAGCUGCAAGUCCGGGCACAUCAGGACCUGGAGUAGGCCGGCCGAGUUGACGCCUUUGGGGGAGCAGGAGAACAAGGUUGAGUGA
Messenger RNA from Podospora bellae-mahoneyi, 2873 nucleotides. RefSeq lists its product as uncharacterized. Gene Ontology annotation, biological process: carbon catabolite repression of transcription. Gene Ontology annotation, cellular component: cell division site; nucleus; cell tip. The transcript is spliced from 3 exons. NCBI's taxonomy places the organism in Eukaryota, Fungi, Ascomycota, Sordariomycetes, Sordariales, Podosporaceae. Gene Ontology annotation, molecular function: protein binding. The record is from RefSeq and is a predicted model, not a curated record. Bases 858 to 2873 code for a protein of 671 amino acids.